Messenger RNA from Larimichthys crocea (large yellow croaker), 2261 nucleotides. It is a transcript of the gene usf2, whose product is annotated as upstream transcription factor 2, c-fos interacting. Gene Ontology annotation, biological process: regulation of transcription by RNA polymerase II. Bases 140 to 1123 code for a protein of 327 amino acids. The transcript is spliced from 11 exons. Gene Ontology annotation, molecular function: DNA-binding transcription factor activity, RNA polymerase II-specific; RNA polymerase II cis-regulatory region sequence-specific DNA binding; protein dimerization activity. The record is from RefSeq and is a predicted model, not a curated record. Lineage: Eukaryota; Metazoa; Chordata; Actinopteri; Sciaenidae.
CGGUCGGUGCCUCACGUGUCCUGGACUGUCUUCCUCACAUGACCCGUGUGUUUGUCCCCGUGAUCAGAGCUUCCAUCUCUCCGUAAAUCAGUGUCGUUGAAUAUCGGCGUUUUUUUCACACCCGCUUCCAAACCCCUUCAUGGAUAUGCUGGAGCAGAGUCUGGACAGCUCGGCGAGUCACGACAAACAGGAAACAGAAGAGGUGGUGCAGUUACAGGAAGGAGAGGCGGUGGGGACAGAGGAGCAGACUGCAGUGACCAUCACCGGUGUCCCGCAGGCUGCGUUUGCUGACCACAAUGUGCAGUACCAGUUUCGCACAGAGAACAGCGGAGGACAGGUGACCUAUCGGGUGGUUCAGGUAACAGAAGAUCAGUUAGAAGCCACAGCUGACGGGACCGGAGCUGUCAGCGUCGUCUCCACGGCAGCGUUUACCGGAGCCCCUCAGGCGGUGGCACAGGCUGUUAUCCAGAACCCUUUCAGUAACGGCGGCAGUCCCGGUGGGGAGACCGUAGGAGGAGAGACACGUUUCGCUUAUUUCCCUGCCGCCACCGUCAGCGAUGGGACAGCGACGGCCGUGUCGGUGCAGGCCACCGCCGACCCGACGAUCACACAGGCGGGAGGUCAGUUUUACGUGAUGAUGAGCCCUCCUGAGGUGCUGCAGACGACGGCUCCUCGUACCAUCGCACCACGCACACACACCUACACUGCAGACCUCGGUGAAAGCGAGAUGUUGCAGCAUGGCAGUUCAAACUGGAAGGUGGACGGUCCACGGGCGCCCAGAGAUGAGAGGCGAAGAGCACAGCACAAUGAAGUGGAGAGAAGAAGAAGAGACAAGAUAAACAACUGGAUAGUAACACUUUCAAAAAUCAUCCCUGACUGCAGCGUAGACAGCCGGACUGGAGCGAGUAAAGGAGGCAUCCUGUCCAAAGCUUGCGACUACAUCCGAGAGCUCCGUCAGAGUAACCAGCGACUGCAGGAGAGUUACAAAGAGGUGGAGCGGGUCGAGAUGGACAACGAGCUGCUUAGACAACAGAUCGAGGAACUGAAGAACGAUAACGCACUGCUACGAGCACAGCUACAGCAGCACGGCAUAGAAGUCAAUGGAGAUGCAACACCACAGUGAUUGUGGACUGGACACAUGUUUAACAUCACAAACACAAAUGUCGCAUCCUCCCACCCACCUGAACAAUACCAGGAAAGGAAUAACGAUGAGAGUCAAUUUCCAUCUGAAAUUGGACCACAACAACAGCAACAAUAAUAAUAAAAAAAGAACGAACACGCGUGCAGGGCUCGAGAAGAACACUUGAAGGACUGCAAAGUGAAAAGACGCCUCCUCCACCUCCAGCUUCACCUCCAGCUUUUCCGAAAGGCUGAACACUCUGAAAUCCGUUAACUGUGUAGCUAACUGAACCUCUUGCCUCCGCUUCAUGGGAAAAACGACCUCCGCACAGCAGCAGCACCACGCUUUGCACCAAACGUUCUUUUCUUUUCUUUUUUUUUUUUACUUUAAAUUAUGAACCUGCCACAGAAAAUUUACUUUUUAACACCUUUUUAUCGUACCACAAAAGCCUACUUUUGUUCCCUUUUAUUAUUCUUUUCUUGUUGACAUUUGCUGUGUUUGAAACUACUAAAUGUGACAUGAAUGAUAGCUUCCAUUUAACUUUAAUUUAUUAGUCCUUAAAGAAUGUGUAAACGCAGUAAGAUGAAGAAAAAGCUGAUCUCUGAUUUUACUCUUUCCCCGGCAACGAACUAAGAGCGGGCAAAUCAGAUAUUUUGAUUGCGCUCGUUACUGUUACUAAGGAUAGUUUUACUGUCAGUGGAUCAUGUGUGUAUGUGUAUAUAGCUGAUAUGUGUGCAGUUUAAGGUAAUUGUUUCAAAAUCUGCCUCCUGACACUGACACUCCACGCACCAGGCAGAGCUCACCAGCUUUAUAAACACAGUCCAAUGUCAGUAAAUCAAAAAAACAUAAAAAAAUAUUAUAUUUCUUUUCUGACAGCUUUGAUAGCACAGGCAUGGAGGUUUUUAUUUUUAGUGCAAGGCCUUAAUAGAAGCCUGUUGGAGAAUCUAGGUGUUAACAUAGCUCAGGUAAUUGGGAUAGUGCACUGGCAAAGUGGUUCCCAGACUCGAUGAAGUCUCUACAUAUAGAGUUUAGAUCUCCGUUGUGUCCCCAUUAGGUGCAAUGUACAGAUAAAUGAGAGUAUGGAGAUAAUUUUUCAACGUGUGAGUCAUUUUUAACGGGCAUUAAAAUAUGGUUUGUACAG